GAAAGCGAAAAGGAACGAAUUUGGAACAUGUUUGUGUGACAGACACAGACACAGUGAAUCAAUGGUGGUUGCCUCCAUUCGCGUUCUUCCUUGUUCCCUCACCUCUUUGCCUCGAUUUUCAUGGCGUUGGCGUCCUUCUUCCUUCUCACUCCCCACCACCAUUGCAGAUUCUCGCCUCUACUCCACUUCUGCUAAUGGAGAUGCUGGAGUGGAAUUACCUGUUGAACAAACAGAAGUUAUAUUUAUGGGGACUGGAACUAGUGAAGGGGUUCCACGAGUUAGCUGUUUGACUAAUACUUUAAACAAAUGUCCGGUUUGUUCAAAAGCUGCCGAACCGGGUAAUAAGAAUAGGAGACUUAACACAAGCAUCCUCAUUCGUCACCCCGACUCCUCAGGAACUCACAAUAUUCUUAUAGAUGCUGGAAAAUUUUUCUAUCAAAGUGCUCUCCGGUGGUUUCCUGCGUUUGGGAUAAGAUCAAUUGAUGCGGUUAUUAUUACUCAUUCACAUGCUGAUGCAAUUGGAGGUCUUGAUGAUCUUAGAGAUUGGACAAACAAUGUUCAGCCUUAUAUUCCAAUAUUUGUUGCCCAGCGUGACUUUGAGGUGAUGAAGAAGACCCAUUAUUAUUUAGUAGAUACUAGUGUUAUCUUACCUGGUGCUGCAGUCUCAGAGUUGCAAUUCAAUAUCAUAUCUGAAGAACCAUUUUUUGUGCAUGGACUGAAGUUUACCCCAUUACCAGUGUGGCAUGGCCAGGGUUAUCGGUCCCUUGGUUUUCGUUUUGGUAAUAUAUGUUACAUAAGUGAUGUUAGUGAAAUUCCUGAAGAAACUUACCCUCUUUUAAAGGACUGUGAAAUCUUAAUCCUGGAUGCUUUGAGGCCUGAUCGCUCUACUUCCACACAUUUUGGACUUCCAAGGGCCUUAGAGGAAGUGCGAAAAAUUCAACCCAAAAGGACACUUUUUACAGGUAUGAUGCAUCUUAUGGAUCAUGAAGAAGUGAAUGAUUACCUUACAAAACUAUUGGAGUCUGAGGGCCUUGAUGCACAACUGAGCUAUGAUGGUCUUCGUAUACCAGUCAAACUCUAGCAUGUACGCAGUCCUCAUUCAUAAGAAGACUAAUUUAUUUUUUUUCUGUCGAAGAUAAGUUAUUAAAUAAACAUUCAAAUGAAUGUCAUUACUAGUUUGAAAGUACAUACUUUCUGCAGGUUACUGCAGCUAUUCUAUUUUCUUCCUAUCAUCAUUCUUUCUUUUCUC
Molecule: messenger RNA, 1249 nt
Organism: Gastrolobium bilobum
Lineage: Eukaryota; Viridiplantae; Streptophyta; Magnoliopsida; Fabales; Fabaceae
Product: putative hydrolase C777.06c
Exons: 12
Coding region: 62-1081 (339 amino acids)
Source: RefSeq, a predicted model, not a curated record